AUGCAUAUUCAAACUUGUCACUCCGUUAAAACACUUCCACUAACAUGGAACAUUCCCAAAACCAUGAACAACCCAACACAUCGCCACCUACUUCCACCACCAAAAUCCACCGUCUCCGCCGCACCGCCUCCGCUAAAACUCUCCAAAACCCACUCAAUGCCACCGGAAAAACUCGAAAUUUUCAAGUCACUAGAAACCUGGGCUUCUGAGUCUGUAUUACCACUGUUAAAGCCCGUGGAACAAUGCUGGCAGCCACAGGGUUUUCUCCCUGAUCCUUCGUUACCGUUUGAUGAAUUCACUGAUAAGGUGAAAGCUCUUCGGGAUCGAACCAAAGAGCUUCCGGAUGAGUAUUUUGUUGUGUUGGUGGGUGAUAUGGUGACGGAAGAUGCGCUUCCGACUUAUCAGAGUAUGAUUAAUGGGCUUGACGGAGUUGGUGAUGAGAGUGGCGCGAGUCCAAGCCCGUGGGCCGUGUGGACACGGGCUUGGACUGCGGAAGAGAAUAGGCAUGGAGAUUUGCUUAGGACUUAUUUGUAUCUUUCUGGGAGGGUCGAUAUGGAGAAGAUUGAGAAAACUGUUCAGUAUCUUAUUGGAGCUGGCAUGGACCCAGGAACAGAAAACAAUCCAUAUUUGGGAUUCGUAUACACAUCAUUCCAAGAGCGAGCCACAUUCGUAUCACACGGAAACACAGCUCGCUUAGCAAAAGAAGGAGGCGAUCCAGUGCUUGCGCGCAUAUGCGGUACAAUUGCAGCAGACGAGAAGCGUCACGAGAACGCGUACUCAAAAAUCGUGGAGAAGCUUCUUGAAGUUGACCCCUCAGGAGCAAUGGUAGCCAUUGGUGACAUGAUGGAGAAAAAGAUCACAAUGCCUGCACAUCUUAUGUAUGAUGGACAAGACCCUAAGCUAUUCGAGCAUUUCGCAGCCGUGGCACAACGCACGGGCGUCUACACAGCUAAUGAUUAUGCUGAUAUCUUGGAGUUUUUAGUCGAACGGUGGAGGUUGGAGAAGUUGGAAGGAUUAACAAGCGAGGGUCAAAAGGCGCAAGAUUAUGUUUGUGGCUUAGCACCGAGGAUUAGGAGGCUGCAAGAGCGCGCUGAUGCCCGGGCAAGGAAGAUGAAGCCACAUGGUGUCAAGUUUAGUUGGGUUUUCAAUAAAGAGGUAAUUUUGUGA
Messenger RNA from Lathyrus sativus (Indian pea), 1167 nucleotides. The record is from the annotation of a GenBank genome assembly. NCBI's taxonomy places the organism in Eukaryota, Viridiplantae, Streptophyta, Magnoliopsida, Fabales, Fabaceae.